GACAGGGAAGUCGAAGGAUAAAACGAAUGUUUUAUCUAGAUUUAACCCUUUUAAAUGAUAUCGCGAAUAUUCCGUGGCGAAAAUGAAAAUGUCGCAGUCAAGAGAAAACGGCAAAUCGACACCCUGAAAAUUUUUAACGACAAUGUAGUAGAAUUAAGAGAAGAUGUGGAGUAUCAAGUACAAUUCAAUGCUAGGGAAAGGAGAAUGGCUAUUAUGGUUUCUUUGUCACCGGAGUUUCCGUUGGAAAAACCAGUGCUCAGGGUCUCUCCACCCAUAAAUCAUCCUUGGUGUAAUGAACAUAGUGAAAUCACAAGCGCACCAGGACUACUUAAUUUUACAGUGCACAGUGAUCUUGGUCGUGUUGUUCAAGCUAUCAUUAGAGAAUUUAGUAAAAAUCCUCCACAACUGUUAGAAGAUAUUUCUCCUGGAUCUGUGAAAUCUCAUAGAGAUUCACAAGAAAGAAAUUCUCCAUCGUAUUCCUUACAACAGUAUCCAGAAAUUCCACCAACAUCAUACAAUUCUUAUUAUACCACUCAAUAUCCACAGUAUUCAUCUGCCAGUGCAAAUACUUGUAUUUAUAAUUACAAUCAUACGAAUUCGAGUACCGCGUAUGUGACGGACAGUCAUACAAAAUUCGGUUCUCCCUCGCAACAUUCAGCAUAUAUUGCAUGUUCGAGAAGUGGUACAGAUGCAUCAGGUUACAAUUCAAAUCAACCUGGAACAUAUUUGAAUUCGCAUUACGUGAACGCGAAUUAUCAUCAACAAUCAUUGCCGAAUCAAACACAAACUAAGCUACGGCAGAGUGUAGUGUUUCCAGAAUUAAAUAAUUUGACUAAUGAGGAAUUGAGACAAUUAAAUGAAGAUAACGAUAAAUUAGAUGAAUUCCUGGAUAAACAUUCCGAUUUAAAAGACAUUAACACCGCUAUUGAUGAUGCAAUAGAUUGGGUCCAAAAAACUGCCGAGGCUAAUGUAGCCAAAGAACCCGAGCUUAAAGAAUUGCAGUCUGAUGUAGCAAAUAAAAUUCAGAUCGUUACUGCACUAAAAACUAGAUAUGAUCAACUAAUACAACGAUAUAACAAAUUAUCUGAAGCAUUUAUUCCGGAUCACAUAAAAGAAUGUUUAAGGAAAGCGGCAGAUGAAAGUCACGAGGAAAGUGAACGAAUUGCUGAGAAUUUCUUAAAUAGGAAAAUAGAUGUUGAACGUUUUCUCAGCACUUAUAUCGAAUGUAGAAAGUUGGGUCAAGCAAGAAGAACUAAAGAGGAAAAAUUAGCACAUCAGUUAAAUGAAUUGAAACGAGCGGGUUAUUAAAAUCAUGUAUAAUCUUAUCUUUUUCUAUGAAUUGAACAAACUGUAAAUAAUGCCUAGUUCAAUUAAACUGUGAAUUUGAAUAGCAUUCGUGUUUAUCAAGUAUCUAUGCGGUAAAAAUACUCGCUGGCAGAGAACAUUUUUAUAACGUAUUAUUACGUUGCAAAGUUACGUCAUUGCUUGUUAUAUAUACAUUAAAAUUAAUUAGAUUAUGCGGCAUUCUGGAUGAAAAAUUUAAGUUAUAUAAUAUGUGCGAAUUAAUUGAAAUUAUCUAUGGCAAGAAAUUAAUUAAAUAUAUGUAAAAAAAAAUAUUAAAAACCAAAGGCGCUGGUUCAAGCCGAUAAACGACUAUAUAUAAUUUGAAUUAAUUUAAAAUGUACUUAUUUUUUCAUACAGAAAGUGUUUUUUAAAUGAAUUUAAGUAUAUUGCUAUUGCAUUGUGACAUACUACAAUUGCAAUUAAUAUCACUCUGACAAGGAACUUUUUUUUACUAUGUAAAUAAAUGUGCGAGAAUAUGAUUAAAUCAAUUUUUCAAAGUUUGCUA
Apis cerana (Asiatic honeybee) is the source of this 1849-nucleotide messenger RNA. RefSeq names its product Vacuolar protein sorting 37A (gene Vsp37A). Lineage: Eukaryota; Metazoa; Arthropoda; Insecta; Hymenoptera; Apidae. Gene Ontology annotation, cellular component: ESCRT I complex. Gene Ontology annotation, biological process: protein targeting to membrane; ubiquitin-dependent protein catabolic process via the multivesicular body sorting pathway; protein targeting to vacuole. The record is from RefSeq and is a predicted model, not a curated record.